Molecule: messenger RNA, 2069 nt
Organism: Chinchilla lanigera (long-tailed chinchilla)
Lineage: Eukaryota; Metazoa; Chordata; Mammalia; Rodentia; Chinchillidae
Product: translation initiation factor IF-2-like
Source: RefSeq, a predicted model, not a curated record
UUGAGUUUUUAGCUGUAUAGAAGAUCCAUCUGGAUCAGCCAGCAACCAGGAUGCUUCUCCCUCUGCUAGCCUCCUGGACAGCAUUCACAGGAGGAGGCCCAGGGGCAAUUCCUCCGCCAGCCAAGGGGAAGGGAGCCUUGGUCUGUGAGUUAUGCAGCCUCUUGGGCUGGAGAGGAGAUUGUUUUCAAAGCAUAGAUCCCAAGUGCCUCACUAAUUUUGGGUAUUAUUUGCAGCCUAAUAUUUCUCUUGUGAAUCACACAGCUGCAAACAAGGUGGGCACCUCUGGCUCCUGACACCUUCCAUGCAGGAGCAAAUACCAAGUGACAGUUACCACUGUAACACAGACACUGUUAUAAUACACGCACAUAUACAUACAUACAUACACAGAAACUUUAAUAAUGCAUUAAUAAAGGUAUCACCUCCAUUUUACAGAUAAACAAACUGAGGCUUUUUGCCUCAAAUAAAAGUAGCACAGCAGCACUCAAAAGUCUGAGGCAGGAGGAUCACCACUAGUUCAAGGCCAGCCUGGGCUGCAUAGUGAGACCCUGUCUCAAAAACAAAAAACAGAAAACAGCCAGCGUAGGAACUGGGGCAGACUGACACCAGAGGCUGCCUUCUUAACCUCUCCGGGAGUCCAGUUCCUAUGCUAAUAGCAAGUUGGGGGGAGGGGAGGGAGAGUGGAGCGGGGAGCGGUGGGAGAGAGGAGGGGAGGAAGGGAGGAGAGGAUAAAGCACAAAAUAAAUGGAUCCUAUAAAUACCAGCAUUAGUUCAACAAGCAUGCUGUGAAGGGCGGGCCCUCUGAGUUGCCACUGGUCCUUCUUUAGCCUGGGGAGAGGACUGGCCAGCUGGGCGGAGACGCUGCAUUUCUAUACAGUGUGGUAACUGGUAACUGUGAAACUGGACAGUUCAAUGGUGCUCAACAGAAAUUCCUGUGUUCCCAAGCACACCGAGCGUGGAAAGUUACUGAGAAAGGUCCCGUCGCAGGCCACUACUGCCGAUUUCAUUGUCACUUCGCUUUCACAAAGCCAACCUUGCUUUUACCAGACAGUUCUGCAAAAGUGAAAUUCCAGCAAAUUCACACCCUCCCUGGGCUUGAUCUGUUUUGCUUUAAAGACUGGGAAAAAAAAAAAAACAACACAAAACAAAGAAAACCUUGGGCUGAACCUAAAAUAAAAAGGGAUCCGGCCCAGAAGUUAAAAAUUUUAAACCAGAAAAUAUCCCAUCGGUAGAAUGAUGCCAAGUUUUGCUUUAAGGGCUUCACAAUAAAAUAAUUUGAAAAAAUAUUCCAUUAAAAUUUGCAGAACGAUGACUAAUGUGUUUGCGCCAGUUCGUUAAAUUAUUUAAUGGCAACUGUGGAAAAGUAGUGGCGUUAUCCCGGAAAGCGUCUGCUCUUUAAAGGCGUGACAAACAAGUACACCGCAACAGCAGAGACGGAAGAAGUGUGGCUCGGGAGGUGGGGAUUCGCGGGAGCCGCGGCUCCAGGCGGACCCUGGGGUGGGAGUGGUGCUGCCCCCAGGGGGCAGGGAAGCGCCCAGGAAGGGGUCAGGAGUCCCGGGCGGGGCGUCACCCCGUCCAGUCCCCGAGCUAGGCUGGAGGGCAGGUGACCGAAACCCUGUCCUUUGUAAUGUCCGGCCUCGGUCCGCGCCCGCGGCGCCUCCCAGCUGCCCAGAGGAUGCGGACCUGGGCUGCCCUGCAACAAAGCCAGCGGCUGGGGGACGGGGCGCCCCCGGGCCGAUCGCAGACCUCUGUGCACCCGGGGUCCCCGCGAUCCCCGGUCCCGGUCCGCGGGGGGCCUGUCCUGCCCGCCCCAGCCCACUCAGGUCCCCCGACUCCACGGCGGGCAUCUGACAAACCGAGCGCCAGGGACCCCGCCGCGGUGCGUCCGCAGUCGGCGCUGGGGCUGGCGCUGUCCCGGGCGCCCGGAGCCCCACUUCUCUUUCGGGGGGAAGAUGGCAGGUCCCGGGAAACAAAGGAAACUCGGCCCGGCCCCGAGAGCGGCGUGUGUGGCUCUCGUGUUCGGUCCGGGUCCCGUGUGGGAGUCUCCCGGCGCCUGUGCGAGCCUGCACGCC